Molecule: messenger RNA, 2357 nt
Organism: Scleropages formosus (Asian bonytongue)
Lineage: Eukaryota; Metazoa; Chordata; Actinopteri; Osteoglossiformes; Osteoglossidae
Product: zinc finger BED domain-containing protein 1-like
Exons: 2
Coding region: 78-2141 (687 amino acids)
Biological process (GO): regulation of transcription by RNA polymerase II
Cellular component (GO): nucleus
Molecular function (GO): protein dimerization activity; DNA binding
Source: RefSeq, a predicted model, not a curated record
UCAACAAAUCUUUCACUUUACCAGGUACUCUGUAAUGAGUGAAGGUUCAUAAAGUCUUCUCUAUUCUGUGGAAAACAAUGGAAAGUAAAGGUCCCGAGUGCUCCUUUUCAGACCUCAAUCUGGUGGCUCACCCAAGAGCAAAAAGCAAAGUGUGGAAGUACUUUGGGUUUGACACUGAUGCUGAUGGAUGCAUAUUGCACUGGAAGAAGAUAUACUGUAGGAUAUGCAUGGCUCAGAUCGCAUAUUCAGGGAACACUUCCAACCUCUCCUACCACCUAGAGAAAAACCACCCGGAUGAAUUUUGUGAGUUUGUGAAGAGCAACACGGAGCAGAUGAGAGAAGCUUUUGCCACGGCAUUCUCCAAGCUAAAGCCAGAGUCCUCACAGCAGUUUUCUCAGGACACAAUAGUCAUGAAGCAGACUUCGGGAUAUGAGAUAAGGAAGCACAAUGACCUGACCUCUGCAGUCAUCAGCUUCAUCUGUGAGGGAAUGUACCCAGUCUCUGUUGUGGAAGAGCCUUCUUUUAUAGCACUUUUAAAAACAGCUGACCCAAGGUUUGUUCCUCCCACCAGAACUGAAUUGACAACAAAGGCAAUUCCUCAAAAGUACUACCUAGUUCGGGAAGCUGUGUUCAAGGAACUCGCCGAUGUAGUGUGGUGUGGUAUCUCUACUGACUUAUGGAGAAGCCAAGCUCAGAACAGAACUUAUAUAUCUUUGUCUGCACACUACUUGAACAACUGUGGUUCUAACAGUCUUACCAUGAUGAUCAGAUGCCUGAAAACAUUUGAAGUACCAGAAGAAAAUGUUGCAGAAAAUAUCACUCGUUCACUGUACGAAGUAUUUGUGGAAUGGGGUAUUAAUCCUAAAAUCUAUGGUGCCACUACCAAUAGUUCCCCUGAUAUAGUGAAAGCAUGUUCGCUUCUUGAUCUGUCUGUGCAGAUGCCUUGUUUUGGAUACACUGUGAAUCAAGGUAUUAACCAAGCUUUUGAACUGCCAAAGCUUAGUGCAUUUUUAGCUCGUUGUCGGAAGGUGGUUGAAUACUUCCAGCAGUCUGUUGUAGCCAUGUACCUUUUGCGAGAAAAGCAGAAACAGCAAGGCCUAGCCCAGUCCAUGCUCAUUAGUGACAGAGUCAAAUCAUGGGUGAGCACACUGGCUAUGCUUCAGCGGCUUAAAGAACAACAGUUUGUCAUUGCUUCAGUGCUGGUAGAAGAUAGCAACAAUCACCACUUGAUACUAGAAGCCACGGAAUGGAGCACGGUGGAAGGCCUUGUUGAACUUCUCUUGCCUUUCAGACUGGUGGCAGACAUGAUGACAACAUGCAAGUACCCUACAAUUAGCAUGGUGAAACCUGUUCUACAUAUGCUGCUCAAUACAAACCUAAAGGUAAAAGAAAGUGAUCUCAAAGAGGUUGGCAUGGUAAAGGAAGUGAUUGCUAAGGUACUGUCCACCACCUACCAGGAGAUACCAGAGAUUGAUAUGUUUUUAAAUGUAGCCACGUUUUUAGAUCCCCGUUACAAGAAACUUCCAUUCCUUUCCCCCUUUGAGCGUUCCCAAGUGGAAACGAGAGUUGUGGAAGAGGCCAAAACACUUCUAGAGAAACGGAAGGAGGAAUGUUCUAAACAUGAAGAGCCACUGCAUUUCUCAGAGGGACCACCCAACAAACGGCAAGUUCUUGAAACCCCAUCGUCUUCCAACAAUGCCAGCAAUCUGUUGGCUGUUAUUUUUUGCCAGUCAAACAAUGAUGAGAACCAAGAAGAGCUACAUGCCCAGGUCUUGGAAGAGCUGAGUAACUUCAAGUCUCAGAAGGUCCUUGGUCUUAAUGAAGACCCUCUCCGUUGGUGGUCGGAUCGCUUGGCCUUGUUUCCUACUCUUCCCAAAGUGCUGCAAAAGUACUGGUGCAUUCCAGCCACCAGCAUCCUACCCCAGAGACUUUUUAGCUCUUCAGGCAGCGUUGUUAAUGGGAAAAGGAGCCGACUUGCUCCUGCUCACGUUGACCAGCAGGUUUUUCUAUAUGAGAACAGUCGGAACUUGUUUGAGACUGAACCGACUGAGGAGGAUGAGGGGGAAUGGGGUGUAGACCAUGAACAAGGAAUAGGUUUCACUGAUGGACUAACCAUGCCAGACAAGGAAAUGGUACUGUGAUCACUGAUCUGCAUGCUAGACAUACAAAUCUAUUUGUUAUUUUCCAUGUGUAAGUCUAGUGAAAACUUUUGAGUACACUUAUUGGAUUUUUUUUUUUUCCCCCCCCCCUCCUUAAGGCCGUUAACUUCAAUAGGAAAUGAGCUGACAUCUUUCCAAGCUCUUCUUGUAGGACCUGUACCAGUACUACCCAGGUUACCUAGCAGUACACAACCUUUU